Odocoileus virginianus texanus is the source of this 2512-nucleotide messenger RNA. RefSeq lists its product as uncharacterized. The record is from RefSeq and is a predicted model, not a curated record. NCBI's taxonomy places the organism in Eukaryota, Metazoa, Chordata, Mammalia, Artiodactyla, Cervidae.
UCUCUGCUUAGGCAGGCAGCGCACCACACAGCCUGCUGAGAAUGCUUCCCCUUUGCCGUCACUGAGCACAGAAGGGCAAGGAGCAGGGGCAUGAUCACCUACACGUGGUCUGCAAAGUCAGACACUGGCCUCUCCCUUCAGCCAAGCCCCGGUUCCCAGAGAGCCUGGGAAGAAGGCAGAGAAACGCCAAGCACAGAGAUAAGUCAUCUCUCCACCCCUUCCCAGAGACACUCCCUGUUGGGCUACACGGGAGCCCUGUCUUGGGCCAGAGCAGAGGUGCCUUUUGACAAUCCUGCCUGGGGAGAGAGGGAAAGUAAGUCCUUUCCAUCAGAGGAAAUGCUUGACAGAAGGAACCUACAGAAGAUACUGUAGAAAACUCAGCAAAAGGGUUCUGAAAGAGUGUCAGCCACUGGCAAAUCUAUACAGCUAAGAUGCCAGUCAAUCUUCUGUCUCAAGACAACACCUGGAACCACAGACCACCACCGAGACAGCAAGCCCUGGAGCCGGUAGCCGCCUGUCUGGGGCUCCACCCACCUUUCAACACUACCUCUCCUGGGGACAGAAGACCCGACCCAUUUCAGUACCCUGCUUCAAAUGGCCUAGCCCUCAAUCCCACCCAUCAAGAGAUGCUGGCUCACCAAGCCCGGCCAAGGAAAAGCCAUCCUGCGGCUCAGGAGUCAGAAGCCCAGAAUGAAAUAGCCCCAGAAGAUGUUAAAUACCGCCUGGAGACCCUACCCAAGGCUCCACUCGAGCUCCAACGCCUAAGCUACUUCAGCCAGCCCAAGCCUCCAUGGAUUCACCUCAGUACAACCUAUGGAGAGAGCCACAAGCCCUGGACUUACUAUGGAGAGGAGCCCUCCCAUUCAGGUGACCACUACUUGACCGCUCCUCAUCAGAUUGCCUUCCAGAGCUCUCCCCUUGGUCAGUCAAUGUUCCCAGUUUACAUUCGGGGCCGAAAAAUUGCAUCAGUAAUGGAUCCAGACUACAGGAACUGUAUCAACCAGUAUGAGAGAGACUUCCAAGCUCCAGAGUGCAAUCAAGUCCUCAAACCUGACCCAGACAAGAGCAGCCAGGGGAUCAACAAAUAUAUCCAGACCCUGCGGAGGCUCCUGGCUCCUGUCUGGCAGCCCACUACGCACAGGCAUGAGAAGCUGAGCUGCCCGAAGCAGGAGACACCCACCCUGGGUGGGAAGAGGGCUGCCAAAUGUGAUGGAGACGCAGUGACCAGGAUGUCUUAUCUACCUCCUCCCCAAUCCCUGGAAAAAAGAGUCAAGGUUAACUGCCCCUCUAGCACAUUCAGGGUCUUCAAAGCCAAGCUCCAAGCCGAAACUCUCAGCAAGCAAUGCUUCCAGGACUGGGGAACUCAGCCCAGAGUACGCCAUGGAGACCUUCGUCACAGAAGCGAUGAGAAUGCCCUGGGUACGGCUUCACAGGCACCAGCUGAGGAUCAAACGACCACCAGGACCUCCUACCUGCCCUUAUUUUCCGAAAGGGUGAAACUGUGUAAGCCCAAGGUCAACAGCAUCAACUGUGAGAAACACACACUUCCUCCACUAAGCAGAGGAAGAUAUUCAGGUACAAAGGAGACACUGAGUCAGUCCCAGGUCAGCCCAGCUGCCGACAAGCCAGCUCCCGACAUAUUUAUGCCAAAAACAGGACUCAACACUAAAAAAAGAGGGGGAGACAGAGAGAGAUUGAGAGAAAGAAACUACCCAAAUAACCUAUGCAGAAAUGCACAGUUCAGGACACACAUGUCUUAACAAACUCAAAUGUAAAACUCAGGCCUCAAGAUAGCUACCUCACAGCCUAGAUUCAGCCUUCUCACUGGCAUUUCCCUGGCAAACCCUAACCCUAGUCCUGCUCUUUGACUAGGGUGAGUAACCUCUUUAGACAGGAAUGACGCCCUCUGUGUCCUAGAAGUUCAGUGCAUUCCAAGAAACUUGAGGAAAAAAAAGAUCAGAGUUUUUCCCUCUUGCUAAUGAGCCAACGGCAAAGCAUUAAGGCUUCUCAAAUCAGUAUCAUCAAUUAAUUAUAUUCUAUUUGAGAGACAGCCUCUGCUCACUACUGUUUAUUUCCCUUCAUAUUUUUUCAGACAUAUUUCACAUACUAUAAAACGUACUCUUGUAAAGUGUACAACUCUGCAGUUUUUAGUAUUGCUCACUGCUCCUUAAGUCUAAACUUCAAACUGAAGGACUAGGAAAAGAAAGAGAGUAAGAAGGUCUGAAUAUGAUUAAAAUUUUUUUAAAUUAUAAUAAUAAGUCUUCCAUGUAGAGAAAGGAUUCCAAAGCUCAAGUAAGGUAGAUCCUGUUCAAAUCUGAAUAGUAGGUGUGUCUCUUGAAAAUCUUUACCAAAUUGAAGUCAGGAUUGUUUCUAGAUCUAAGGCAAGGAUAAGAAGUAGAGGAAUCUGCAACUGAAGUUAGCCACCUAUAUCCUUGAAAGAUUCUGUGCGUGUGUUUUCUGUGUGUGUGUUAGUUGCUCAGUCAUGUCCAAUUCUUGGGGCUCCUAUAGACUA